This is a messenger RNA of Actinia tenebrosa (Australian red waratah sea anemone), 1567 nucleotides long. Its product is annotated as coadhesin. NCBI's taxonomy places the organism in Eukaryota, Metazoa, Cnidaria, Anthozoa, Actiniaria, Actiniidae. The record is from RefSeq and is a predicted model, not a curated record.
GCUUUUUUAUUAAUUUUCGCAAGCGGAAGUUCAAAAUCACUGUUUAUAAGUCUAAUUAGAAAAAAAGACUUCAACAUACAAUUAUACUCUUGUUAAAUUACUUAAGGCUCAAGAAAGAACUGUCGGCAACCAGAGCGCAAAUCAAUUUCUUCGUUGUAUAAUAUUUUUCCGGAGGAGAGACUCUUGAUUCAAGUGACAAACUCGAUCGGCACAACAUGCAGCGAAAUACUGCAGAAGUACUUGUUUUCCUUAUUUGGGUGGUGGCCGCGUUCAUAACGAAAACUGCUGAAAGCUCUGCCUCCUGUCCCAGGGUUGAGAAAAUUGGAUGCUUCAUUGAUACCCUCAUACCCAGGCCUCUACCCGAGCUGCUGCUGACUGACCGCGAUCCCACUGAUCCAGUGUACAGCGGUAACACAAUUAAUUGGUAUAAUUUCAUGGAUUAUCUAAAAGGUUUGGUAUGCCGCUGUGCAGAACGGACAAAGGAGCGAGGAUUCACUCACUUUGGUCUUCAGUUCUACGGCGAGUGCUGGAGCGGGCCUGAUGCAGAAUCGCGCUUUGCUAUGCAUGGUCCAUCUAAACAAUGUCUGAUGGGGCUGAGUAUUCCGCCGGCAUACUGCAACAGAACGGACACCAAGGCCUGUGUGGGAGGACCUCACCUUAAUUACGUAUACAAGAUCGAAGAAGAUCGGCCUAAAGACCCUAUUGAUGGCAAGUGGUCACCAUGGGGACCGUGGACUUCAUGCAGCACUACCUGUGGGCCUGGGACUAGAUCACGUAUUCGAGAGUGUACCAAUCCUCCUCCUGAGAAUGGCGGGAAAACCUGCGCGGGGAAUGAAACCCAGCAUGGAGACUGUAACGUUGGAAAAUGUCCCACUCCAUGUCACCGUGACCUUGACCUUGGCCUGGUGCUUGACUCUUCGAGUAGUGUCGGCGUAGAAAGAUACCAGACAGCCAAGGAAUUCCUAGUUAACUUGGUGACCAACGCCCAGGGCUCGUUCAAAGGAACAAGAAUAGGAAUCAUAGUCUACAACCAAGAGCCUCAGUUACAGCUUACUUUUAAUCAGACUGCAGCGCUCUCGCUGGGUGAGAUCAUGAAUGUCAUCAGGGCUAUUCCCUAUCUUCACGGAGGGACACGAACUGACAAGGCACUACUCAAAGCUGCUACGGACCUUUACACAAAGAAGGGAGGAGACAGAGAGUCAGUGGCUAAUGUUCUUCUUGUCGUUACGGACGGACGGACCAACCACCUUAGUGAACCUUAUGGAGAUGCGCUAAAACCACUCAAAGAACGCAAGGUCCACGUCAUCGUAGUGGGCAUCGGUGAGGGCGUCAAAAAGUCAGAGUUACUACAAAUAGCCAUGGGAAACCAUAACCACGUGGUUACUCUAGCAGACUACCAGGAUUUACAGGCCAAGCUAAGCGACAUCGUAGAUGAAGUGUGUAGCGCGGGAAAUGGCGUCAACCGAAUGAUUUGAACUAUGUAUAGUCACGUGAGUUAGAUAUAACACAGGAAUCCCAUGUAUUCUUUGAUUUAUUCUUGUUGUAUUAAAAGUUAAGCCUAAACUUU